GCGGUUUGCUUCCUGUUGUUGUUAUCAGCGAUACACAUAAGACAACACGAGUAAAGGAGUAAAUAACCCCAAAGCUAAACGUUUCAUGUAUUGAGUCAUCAUUAUUUAGACGCGAGGCAGCCCGGGCAGCGAGUGAGGCAGUAAAUAAACUAACUUAGUCGGCUAAUGCUGACGGUUGGCUGGCACCGGGUGUUUUCUAACGUCAGUAACGAGGCUAGCUAACCUUAGUUUCGGUUAGAAGAGCACGAUGCCGUCCCGUAUUGAAGACUACGAGGUUCUGUACACCAUAGGCUCUGGUUCUUACGGGAAAUGCCAGAAAAUAAGACGGAAAUCUGAUGGGAAAGUCCUGGUGUGGAAGGAGCUGGACUAUGGUACCAUGGCAGAGAGUGAAAAGCAAAUGCUGGUCUCAGAGGUGAACCUCCUCAGGGAGCUCAAGCACCCCAACAUAGUGCGGUACUAUGACCGCAUCAUAGACAGGACCAACACCACGCUGUACAUUGUCAUGGAGUACUGUGAGGGUGGCGACCUCUCCAGCCUCAUCACCAGAUGCAUCAAAGAAAGGCGGUAUCUGGAGGAGCAGUUCAUCCUGCGGGUCAUGACACAGCUCACAUUAGCCUUGAAGGAGUGCCACAGGCGAAGUGAUGGCGGUGCAACUGUGCUUCAUCGAGACCUGAAACCAGCCAACAUUUUCCUCGAUGCUAAGCAGAAUGUGAAGCUUGGCGACUUUGGCCUGGCCAGGAUCCUGAACCACGACACCAGUUUUGCAAAAACGUUUGUUGGAACACCUUACUACAUGUCUCCAGAACAAAUAAACCGGAUGUCGUACAACGAGAAAUCAGAUAUUUGGUCUCUGGGAUGUUUGCUGUAUGAGCUGUGUGCAUUAUCUCCUCCAUUUACUGCUUACAACCAAAAAGAGCUGGCAGAGAAAAUCAGAGAGGGGAAGUUUAGACGGAUCCCCUACCGAUAUUCUGAGGAACUCAACACCCUACUGUGCAAAAUGCUCCAUUUGAGGGACUACCUGAGGCCUUCGGUGGAGUCUAUCCUCCAGAGUAGUCUGUUGGCCGACAUGGUUGCCGAGGAGCAGAGGAAGGCGCAGCUGCGCCCCCGGAGGAAGUCGGCUGAUUCUGACUGUCCUGUUCACAAGCUCGCUGAACCGGCCCCCGCCCCGGCCACAGAGCUCCGGCUGAGGGAACAGGUUCUGCGGGACAGAGAGAAGGCACUGAAGGAACGGGAGGAGAGGCUAGAACAGAGAGAGCAGGAACUUUGUGUGCGUGAACAGCUGUCAAAAGAGAAGCUUGCAAGGGCAGAGAGUUUACUGAAGAAUUACGACCUGUUGAAGCAGCAGAAGGGCCUGGCUCCAUUCGACAUAGAUGUGGAUAACCUCUCCCCUGGCAAGAAGAAGGUGCACUUUGCCGGUGAGAGCAAAGAGAACCACCGUCCAGACCAUCAGCAGUGUUUGAAGACGCAGGAUGUGAUUCUGAAAAGACUGCAGGCGGCCCACCUGCGUGCCCGAACACUGGGCCAGCUGGAGAGGACAUACCAUUUGAAGAGCAGGCAGAUACUGGGCAUCCGCUGACAGAUCCUGUGCGUCUGUCUCUGACUGAUCACUGAAUGUGAAAACUACUGAAACCUAUUCUUUAGUGUCCUAGGUGGAAAUUAAGAAGUAUUUAUUUGUGUCAGAAUCAGCAGAUUUGACAUGAUUUGUGGUGACACUGCAUACUGGAGACCAAAUAAGUCCUGGUGUGGUUGUUGUCUCUGCUGUUUGUUCAUUCCUAUGUGUGUAAAUGACCUGAAUCACAUCAACAUCAGUUGAUGAAAAUGUUGAAGAUUUGCUGACAGCUUGGAAAAAUAUUUUGUUGAUACAAUGUUAAUGUAUUUAGUUUCGCACUGGCACUUUAUUGUGUUCUUCUGGAAACAUUAAAGGCAGCUAUGUUAUUUGA
Messenger RNA from Myripristis murdjan (pinecone soldierfish), 1940 nucleotides. RefSeq names its product NIMA-related kinase 2 (gene nek2). The record is from RefSeq and is a predicted model, not a curated record. The transcript has 9 exons. Gene Ontology annotation, biological process: protein phosphorylation. The coding region runs from base 248 to 1576 and encodes 442 amino acids. Lineage: Eukaryota; Metazoa; Chordata; Actinopteri; Holocentriformes; Holocentridae. Gene Ontology annotation, molecular function: ATP binding; protein kinase activity.